CAUGUAGAUGUACUAUGCGCAGUGCUUCUUGCCUUGUUGCCUAGACAAUCAUUUGCUUUCAGAGAGAAUGUCUGGCUCUCGCAAGGACUUUGAUGUAAAGCAGAUAUUGAAAGUCAGAUGGAGGUGGUUUGGACACCAGGCAGCACCCGCCGCUAACUCAGGCAGCAUCCAUCAAGACUUUUCAAAUGCGGAACAAAGCCUUGUGUCUGGCGGAAGAAAGUUUUUAGGUCCAAGUAACCUGCUGCUGCCUUUGCCAUCGCGUGGUUACAGAAGCAGCCAAGACUUCACAAAUGUGAUCCCAUGCCCAAUGGCAUCAAUUCCAGAGAUCACAGUCCCAUCUCUUGAGGUUACGACGGAUGCCUCAGAAGGAGCUGGUUGCCCUAAUAAACCAGAAGCUGAAGAUGGAGCUAGCGAGGAAGGCAGCGAAUCUGAGAGCACUUCAUGCAGGACAUCAAACAGCAGCCAGACAUUAUCGUCCUGCCACACCAUGGAGUCAUGUGCCCCUGAUGAGUUCUUCCAGUCUCUCAACCAUGCAGAGCAAACGUUUAAGAAAAUGGAAAACUACCUCAGGCACAAACAACUUUGUGACGUUGUCCUGAUUGCUGGAGAUCGCAGGAUUCCUGCUCAUCGGCUGGUUCUUUCAUCCGUCUCUGACUACUUUGCGGCCAUGUUUACCAGUGAUGUCAGGGAGGCGAAACAAGAAGAAAUCAAGAUGGAGAGCGUGGAGCCCAAUGCUCUUUGGGCCUUAGUACAGUAUUCAUAUACGGGUCAGCUGGAGCUCAAAGAGGACAACAUUGAAUGCCUCCUGUCUGCCGCUUGUCUCCUGCAGCUGUCUCAGGUUGUAGAGGCCUGCUGUAAAUUUUUAAUGAAACAGCUGCAUCCCUCCAACUGCCUGGGAAUCCGUUCAUUUGCUGAUGCACAAGGGUGCACUGAUCUGCACAAAGUGGCUCAUAAUUACACAAUGGAACACUUUAUGGAGGUGAUCAGGAAUCAAGAAUUUCUGUUAUUGCCAGGAGGAGAGAUUGCCAAACUUCUAGCCAGUGAUGACAUGAAUAUCCCCAAUGAAGAGACUAUUCUUAAUGCCUUGCUCACCUGGGUUCGGCAUGAUGUGGAGCAAAGGAGAAAGGACCUCAGUAAAUUGUUGGCCUUCAUCAGGUUACCACUGCUAGCUCCACAGUUUCUUGCAGAUAUGGAAACGAAUGCACUCUUUCGAGAUGACAUAGAAUGCCAGAAACUAAUUAUGGAAGCCAUGAAGUACCACUUGUUGCCUGAAAGAAGACCCAUGUUACAGAGCCCUCGCACAAAGCCAAGAAAGUCCACAGUCGGUAUGCUGUUUGCUGUAGGUGGAAUGGAUGCCACCAAAGGUGCUACAAGUAUCGAAAAGUAUGAUCUCCGCACCAACAUGUGGACACCAGUAGCCAAUAUGAACGGCAGGAGGCUGCAGUUUGGCGUAGCCGUGUUAGAUGACAAACUAUAUGUUGUGGGAGGCCGAGACGGUUUAAAGACUUUGAAUACUGUUGAGUGUUACAAUCCAAAAACUAAAACAUGGAGUGUUAUGCCACCAAUGUCUACGCACAGACAUGGCCUUGGGGUGGCGGUGUUAGAAGGACCCAUGUAUGCUGUAGGUGGCCAUGAUGGAUGGAGUUACCUGAACACGGUGGAAAGGUGGGACCCUCAAGCACGUCAGUGGAACUUUGUGGCCAGCAUGUCAACGCCUAGGAGCACGGUUGGCGUGGCAGUGCUUAGUGGAAAACUUUAUGCAGUGGGUGGUCGUGAUGGGAGUUCUUGUCUAAAGUCUGUAGAAUGCUUUGAUCCUCACACCAACAAAUGGACCCUUUGCUCCCAGAUGUCAAAGAGAAGAGGAGGAGUGGGAGUCACUACUUGGAAUGGGUUCUUGUAUGCAAUCGGAGGACACGAUGCACCAGCUUCCAACCUAACAUCUCGGCUUUCAGACUGUGUCGAAAGGUACGAUCCCAAAACAGACAUGUGGACUUCAGUGGCCUCCAUGAGUAUAAGUAGAGACGCAGUAGGGGUAUGUCUGCUGGGUGACAAACUUUACGCUGUUGGCGGAUAUGAUGGACAAAGCUAUCUCAAUAACGUGGAGGCGUAUGACCCUCAAACAAAUGAAUGGACGCAGGUUGCCCCAUUGUGCCUUGGAAGAGCCGGUGCCUGCGUAGUGACCGUGAAACUAUAAGACACGUGUGUUAGACCACCACAUAUCCAAAGAGAUUCUCCUUCACCACUGCUUCUUAUUUACAAGUUUAUUGAAAAAACACAAUUUUUAUCUCAAUCUGCUCAGAUUUAAAUACAUUUUAUCUGUACUAAGUUAUAUUCAAUAAUUUAUAAUCAAGCAUAAAGAAUGUAUCAGCUUUAAACAAAGAUUCACCUUCCAAGAUC
This is a messenger RNA of Spea bombifrons (plains spadefoot toad), 2397 nucleotides long. Its product is annotated as kelch-like protein 5. Bases 8 to 2194 code for a protein of 728 amino acids. Gene Ontology annotation, molecular function: protein binding. The record is from RefSeq and is a predicted model, not a curated record. The transcript has 11 exons. Lineage: Eukaryota; Metazoa; Chordata; Amphibia; Anura; Pelobatidae.